Molecule: messenger RNA, 738 nt
Organism: Emiliania huxleyi CCMP1516
Lineage: Eukaryota; Haptophyta; Isochrysidales; Noelaerhabdaceae
Exons: 5
Coding region: 1-738 (245 amino acids)
Source: RefSeq, a predicted model, not a curated record
AUGAGCGUGCUUGCCACGCCGUUCUUCCUGCUCACGUCGCUCCGAGCACCGGCGCCUCGCAUGGGAGCUCCCGGCUACUGGCACGCCAGGCGCGACGCGCUCGUGCGAGAAUUGACGAGGCGCGAGCUCGAGCUCGAGGAACUCGAGGCCCUCGCAGAGCAAGCGCUCGCCGCCGCCAACGGCGCGCUCGCCAACGGCGCGCUCGCCGCGGCCGCUCCGUCGCCGUCCUUGGUGAAGGCGGAGGCGGAGGCGGAGGCGGAGGCGGCGGAGGCGGAGGCGGAGGCGGCGGAGGCGGAGGCGGCGGAGGCGGAGGAGGAGAACGAGUGUGCGCGGCUCGAGGAGGCGCUGGAGGAGGCGGCGGCGGAGCGCGAGGCGGACGUGCAGCGGGCGGACUACGACGCGAUGCUCGACCAAGCCGAGGUGAUGCGCGAGACGAUCGGAGCCGCUACCGAGCGAGUCGAGGCGGAGCGUCGUCGCGGAGAGCUGAACGUGCAAAAGGUCCUCGCCUUCAUGCUGCCGCGCGUGGACGCUGCACGGGCGGCCGGCGAGGAGGCGGGCGCGCGCAAGGCUGAGGCGGCGCUGCUGCAGGCGGAGGCGAGGCGGGAGGUGGAGGUGCAGCGUACGGCGGCCUUCUGGCUCGCGCGCGUGGCGGCGCUCGAGGAGGAGGCGGCGGCGCUGCGAGGCGGCGGCGGCGGCGGAGGCAAGAAGGGCAAGAAGAAGGGCAAUGGCGGCGCCUAG